AUGGCGCAGGGAAGAGGCAGUGCAGUUACCGUGGUCGUCGCGCUCCUGCUCGUCUGCGUGCUCUUCAACGCCAGAGUUGCUGACUCGGCGGUGUACAGUGUCGGCGACAGCAGCGGCUGGUCCUUCAACACCGACUCCUGGUCCACCGGCAAGCGCUUCAAGGCCGGCGACGUCCUAGUGUUCAAGUAUGACGCGACGGCGCACGACGUGGUGGCGGUGAGCGCGGCGGGGUACAGGGCCUGCGCCAAGCCGGCGAGCGGCGCAAGGGUGUACAAGUCUGGCGCCGACCGCGUCACGCUCGCCCGCGGCACCAACUACUUCAUCUGCAGCGCUCCGGGACACUGCCAGUCCGGCAUGAAGAUCGCCGUCACCGCCGCUUGA
Lolium rigidum is the source of this 381-nucleotide messenger RNA. RefSeq names its product chemocyanin-like. Lineage: Eukaryota; Viridiplantae; Streptophyta; Magnoliopsida; Poales; Poaceae. The transcript is spliced from 2 exons. Gene Ontology annotation, cellular component: plasma membrane. Bases 1 to 381 code for a protein of 126 amino acids. Gene Ontology annotation, molecular function: electron transfer activity. The record is from RefSeq and is a predicted model, not a curated record.